Trifolium pratense (red clover) is the source of this 1312-nucleotide messenger RNA. Its product is annotated as syntaxin-52-like. Gene Ontology annotation, biological process: intracellular protein transport; vesicle fusion. Gene Ontology annotation, cellular component: SNARE complex; endomembrane system. The record is from RefSeq and is a predicted model, not a curated record. The coding region runs from base 317 to 1006 and encodes 229 amino acids. The transcript is spliced from 6 exons. Lineage: Eukaryota; Viridiplantae; Streptophyta; Magnoliopsida; Fabales; Fabaceae. Gene Ontology annotation, molecular function: SNAP receptor activity; SNARE binding.
AUGACACUUUUUUACCUGUCACAGAGAUACACACACCAAAAAAAACAAAACAAAAAUAACCCGCGUAGACGUAGAUUCAUUAAGCUACAAUAUAAACGACGCUGCGUUCAACGACUUUUUCCGUUCCAUUCAGAUUUCGUAAACGACAACAGCCACAUACGGUGCCGCUCGGUGGUGCCACCGUUACGAUUCAAUCCACACUUUCCUACCUUCCUUGAACGACAUCGUAUUGAUCAAUCUCAUAAAAGUUCCUCAUUAAUCUCAAUUACCAAACCCUAAUUCAGAGAAAGUUCAUUUCUCCAAAAUUAGCUUGCAAAUGGCAUCUUCUUCAGACUCAUGGAUGAAGGAAUAUAAUGAAGCAAUGAAACUUGCCGAUGAUAUCACUGGCAUGAUUUCUGAACAUAAUUCAUUUCCUUCGUCCGGACCAGAAACACAGCGUCAUGCAUCUGCUAUAAGAAGGAAGAUCACAAUAUUGGGGACCAGACUGGAUAGCUUGCAAUCCCUUUUGUCAAAGGUCCCUGUAAAGUCUGACAAAGAGAUGAAUCGUCGCAAGGACAAUCUUGCAAGUUUGAGGUCAAAGGUUAACCAAAUGGCUUCAACGUUGAACAUGUCAAACUUUGCAAAUAGGGAUAGUUUGUUUGGGCCUGAAAUUAAGCCAGAUGCAAUGAGCAGAACUGUUGGCUUGGAUAAUAAUGGACUUGUUGGUCUGCAACGGCAAGUUAUGAAAGAGCAAGACGAGGGCCUUGAGAAAUUGGAGGAAACAGUAUUAAGUACAAAACAUAUUGCAUUGGCAGUGAAUGAAGAGCUUAGUCUACACACUAGACUCAUUGAUGACUUGGACGAACAUGUAGAGGUUACAGAUUCUCGGCUAAGGAGAGUGCAGAAGAACUUGGCAGUUUUAAACAAACGCACCAAAGGUGGUUGCUCGUGCUUGUGCAUGCUAUUAUCAGUGAUUGGUAUAGUGGUUUUGGUUGUUGUCAUAUGGCUUCUGGUCAAAUAUUUGUAGAUAUGAAAAAUACCCAUCUCGCAAACUUUUUCCUCAAGUUUAAGUUUCUGAAUGUGUGCCUUGAAACAUAUAUCAUAUAUAACCGGGUUUCUUUGAUUGUUCUUGGUACUUUGCAAUGACAUGAAAUUUAUUGCGUUCUUGAAAGGCUAUGAUUUGUAAUUGUGAGAUCUUUUUUAAGUGUUGAUAUUUCUUUUUGUUUGUUAAAGUAUAUGAAAGUAAAUGUGACAUGUAAUGAUAACUUAAGUUGCCUAUUAAUGAGUGAGAUCAUUCAAAUAUAUCAAGAUCGCCAGGGGCACUAGGUUGCAA